Molecule: messenger RNA, 483 nt
Organism: Aspergillus novofumigatus IBT 16806
Lineage: Eukaryota; Fungi; Ascomycota; Eurotiomycetes; Eurotiales; Aspergillaceae
Exons: 1
Coding region: 1-483 (160 amino acids)
Source: RefSeq, a predicted model, not a curated record
AUGAAGUAUUCAGUGUUCUCAAUUGCGGCUCUUGUCGCCCCUGCCCUGGGCAAUCCAGCCUACUACUGGCGGCAAUAUCUCUCUCCUCCAGUCCAUCUUGCCGAUGCUGGUACUGUCGACAUCCAAAACAAGUCUCCAUUUGACGUCGAAGUGGAUGUAGAACCACAGGGAUAUCAAUUCAACAUUGCGCCCGGGGAUCAGCACUCAAUUCCAGGCGCACUGGUUGCGGAUGUGAAAUUUAACCAACAGGUAGAAGUGAGCUAUGCCUCUGGUGAUCAAGGCACGUUUAACUAUGUCAUUCAGCCGAUUGGCAAUGACUUUGCUGGAUGUGUUUAUGUUUCACCGGAUGGAUGUGAACCUCUGACCUGGUGUGCUGGAGACCCCCCAACACAUCCAGUGACCUGUAAAGCUGGCACCGGGCUCCCUGUAACCUUGUAUAAGCCUAGGUAUGUCUCAGAGCCAAAAAUCUCAAGUCCCCGCUGA